Nothobranchius furzeri (turquoise killifish) is the source of this 2104-nucleotide messenger RNA. Lineage: Eukaryota; Metazoa; Chordata; Actinopteri; Cyprinodontiformes; Nothobranchiidae. The record is from RefSeq and is a predicted model, not a curated record.
CACCGCUCUGCUACUGGACCAGGAGGAGAGUGGGCGACUAGGAGAGAGUCCGCCGAGUCCUCAAACACCUGUCAGGUUAGACUCCCAUCCAGCUGCUGCGUCCUCAAGAACCAGAUGUUAUUACUAGGUCCGAUUGUGUUUACUGUCGCUCUUUGUGUUUCUAUGCUUAUGCUGUAUUAUUUUAAUCCAAGCCGUAUGAGUUCGCCGCUGGUUUUGAGUCAGCUGGUCGGGGUUCCCUUAGAAAUGAUGCCCCCCACCAUGGAGAAGGACACAACUUACACCAAGAUCUUCGUGGGAGGGCUGCCGUACCACACCAGCGACGCUUCGCUGAGGAAAUAUUUCGAGACUUUCGGGGACAUUGACGAAGCGGUGGUGAUCACGGACAAGCAGACUGGGAAGUCGAGAGGAUACGGCUUUGUGACCAUGGUGGACGGAGGAGCAGCAGAGCGGGCGUGCAAGGACGCCAACCCCAUCAUUGACGGCAGGAAGGCUAAUGUGAACCUGGCUUAUCUUGGUGCUAAGCCUCGCAGCACGCAGACGUCUGUUACAGUUGGAGUUCAGCAGGUCCAUCCUACGUGGGCUCAGAGGCAGUACGGGUUCACGCAGCAUUACAUCUACCCCCAGGCGUUUGUCCAGCCCAGCCUCCUGCUUCAGUCUCACCUCAGCCCUGCAGCGACAGCUCUCACCCCCCCCUACCUGGAGUACAGCCCCUAUGCCCCCUCAGGACUGGAGCAGUACCCGUACGCCCCUUCACCCUCACCCUCCAGUGGCUUCCUCAGCUACAGUUUCCCCACUGGCACACAGACGCCCGCUCUCACCGCCUCCCCAACGCCUCCUGCAGCCCUCCACCCUCCUCUGGCUGCUCUGACACCACAGGCCUUCCUCCACUGGCCUCUCCACCAGCCCGACCAUAUUCAAAGUGAAUCCUCUGCGGCUGUCCUCAGCACACACUGUGAAUGUUUUUUCAUAGCUGGAGACAGUCAGGGAUCUGAAACAACCGCUGGACCCUUCUCUUAGGAGAACGCGAGUGAAGAGGAUGAGGUGUGAGACGAUGCUGCAGCUCUGAACACUGGACUCCAGCCAAGCUGAGAGACAGUUUGUCUUUCUGAAGCACUGACCCAGUUACCUCCUCUUCAAGGUCACCUUCCUGUCUUCGGCCUUAGCAACAUCUCUCUCUCUCUUCUUGCUUGACUUUUUUUUAGCAUCUCUUGACAAAAGCUUCCUUUUUGCUCCCUCUAUCAGCUCGACGAUGAAGUUUUAUCACAGAGAAAGUAAAUAUGAUUGCUGAGCAUAAGGUCGGUGACAGAGUUAUUUUAUUGUAUUUAGCUGUUUCUUGAUUAACUUCUCUGUUUUUAUUUACGUUGUUGUUUUUAUUUGUGUGUGAGUGGCUAUGAACGAGACGUGGAUGCAGGAUGAAGCUCUUUUUCCAAACACCUCUACUUUUGUUUAUUUGUCUUUAGCUGAACAAUACAGACAAAUGCUUAAGUGGGUUUACUGGAGUUUACUGGUGCUGCGCCAGUGGCACCGACCCCAGUAGUACUAAAGCAAGCUACACAUCACCUGUAAUUAACACAUAUGCAGAAUAAAUACAACAUUCCCAAACAAGAUGCUAUGUUUUCUUUGUUCGUGCUCUGAAUCUGACAGGUGAUGUCAUCAGGAUCAGGAAGGAAGAGCUGUUCCAGGACAUAGAUCUUUACCUUUUUAAGAAGAUGAAUUUCGUUUUCAGACUUUAGUUUUUCUACAGAAAAAUAUUGUUUUACUUUUAAAUAGCAUGUGUCUGUAGAUCUGGUUAUAUUUGAGGAGAUGACUUCUCCAAAAGUUCUCUCUUCAAUUUUUUCUCCUCAGAUAUUUUAACACAUUUAUUUGGUUUUAGUUCUUUCUCUCGUAAUCCCAGAACAUCCGUGUUAGGUGAGUGAACUGACUGCAAGUCUGUGUUGCUCUUUCCUAUUUCUGUCAUCAUUCCAUAUUUGGCUGACUCCGUUGUCUUAGACGUCACUGGAGAGGUGAAAGCUUCUGCCUCUGACUGGUUAUGAAACUUGAACUCUGUCAUGAUGUUUUAUAGUUUUAGUUUGUCAAACUAAAAUGUAAUAAAAGGGCCAAAUGA